AUGGAUGCAAAUGGGUUUGUAGAUGAAAAGAAUGAGAGCAGAUUAUAUGUUGGAAACUUGGAUCUUAGAAUAAACGAGGCUGCGUUGAUAAACAUGUUUUCUCCAUACGGUAAGAUCAUAUCAGAAGACUUCCUUUGGCACACACGUGGUCCAAAGAGAGGAGAGCCACGCGGCUACGCUUUCAUCCAAUACAACCGUAAAGAGGUAAUUGUUGCAGCGGGAUAA
This is a messenger RNA of Microthlaspi erraticum, 225 nucleotides long. NCBI's taxonomy places the organism in Eukaryota, Viridiplantae, Streptophyta, Magnoliopsida, Brassicales, Brassicaceae. The record is from the annotation of a GenBank genome assembly.